ACACGAUUUUUAAGCAGCAAAGUUAGAGACUUGAAAAUACGCUCCAGUUACGCUCCACCAUACACAGUAUUGCUAGGCCAAUCGCGCAAUUGCCACCAAUAUCCUUGGCCGCACCAACCUUUUUCGACACUUUUACCUGAAUCAAGGGGAUUGCUCAGUUUUCUUGUCGCGAAUUCGAACUUCAUCCAUAGACGGCUCAUUCAAUAUUUGGUCACUUUUUGUUUGUACUCGGCGGCAGUCUUGGGCUGUAGUGAUUUUUUCGAGAGGGACUCUAAGAGUCUUGAAGUCUGUUGAAGUAUAGUGGAAUCCCAUAAUCCCUCCAAGUUGCUUUCCGACUAUCUAACGCUUUUGCGUUCUUGAUGAUAUCAUUGCCAUUUAUUGAACGUACCUAUUCACCUAAUGUUCCGCUAAGAGCCUUUGCGCCCAGAACAUCUCCGGUACAUCCGCCUUCCCUUGGCCCCUCACGCUCUCUGCCACUGGUCGAACCUCCGUCGAGCCUCUUCGCCCUUUAGUAAUUUCCAGGCUUUGAACUCGGCUUCAAUUACUCCCACUAGUUGUCCUCAUCAUCUCCAUCAAUCACGCGCCUCCGGCUGGCCGACAAUUCACGCCAGCUUGAUACGAACCUGUUUUGUUACACUCUUUAGGCCCGCCGUGAUUUUAGAUCUUGUCAGGGCUUACUUGUCUCUUUAAUAUCAAGAGUUCAACAAGCUAGUUUCUGGAAAUUUCUCGACGCGCAAAGGAUCAGGCGCACUGAUGGAUCCACUCACCCAUGACUCGCUUCCACCAUUUUCACAUUCAGUCGCUCAUUCCUCUGUUGCGUAUCCAAACAGUAUUGACUGUACCUCUGACUACCCUGAAGAGUACCGGAAGUCUUCAGGAGUAGCUAAUCCGAAGAUUGACAUGGGUGAAUACUACUUGCCAAUGAAUGGCGUCAAUACCCCUUAUCACCGUGCCCAACUCCAAUUCCCAGUUGCGCCAGCAUCCUACAGACCCACCCACCCAUUCUUAGGAGAUAAAACCGGGAAGCAUCAAAAUCCACGUCCCAAGUCUUCCUCCUCGUUGGAAUCAGACCUCAAGAGUCAGGAUGAGCGUGAGCUUAUGAAUGCACCGCCGAGCGCCUACCCCUUCGAGUAUGGCUACCCAAAUGUAGCUCACUUCCGUCCUUAUGCUUCCACGACAUCGUCGGAGAAUGAAGUACAACCAUACCAGGAAGCACCAGAAAGAAGACCUUCCACGAUAGAAAAUAGAUCCGGCUCUAGCGGCGUCCAGGAACUGGCAUUACCCCCGAUCAGCAAUCAAUUGUCGCCCGAUAGCCGUUACUCAGCAGACGAACCGCCUCUCCGACAAGAGGAGUAUGCCGAAAAUCUCGUCAAGGCAGGUGUCGAAAAAACGGAAUUAUCUGAGUCCGAGCACUCCCCGAAACCUAAAUCAAAGACUGGCAAGAAGCCUUCUAGCCUUAAAGUAUCAGAGAAACGCCGACAGCAAAACAGGGCGGCACAACGGGCUAUGCGGGAGCGUCGCAAAAGAGCUGCGCAGCAUCAAGAGAUCCACAUGACUGCCAUUGUGGCAGAGAAUGCAAUGUUGCGCGAAAGAGUGAACUAUUUGUCCAACUUGCUUAUCAGCCACGCCAUCAACCCAGGAGCCUACCCAUCGUGGAGUCCGGUGCCAGCGCAAGAGAAUUCGCCGCCAAUGCUACCAAUGGUGAAUACCGGAAAUUUCCCUGCUCGUUCCGCUCAUGUUGCCGAUCACAACUCGGCAUCCUCGAAUGCGGUCGUCCCGAGUCACUCGGUGUUCCCGCCCGCUGGCCCGGCCUGCUCGUCCGACUUCCCUUCGGCACCUGGGUCUGUGCUUAACUAUUACCCCUGUUUUCAAGAAUAAUUCAUCGGCAUAUAACAAUCUGCUCGCGUUACCUAAGGCGGGCAUUGAGUUACUGAGAAUCUCUCAUUAGUUGGCUUAGUUUGGUUUGGCUAUCUUGAUUAUUUUGCUGCUUUCUUCCAUUUCACGCAUUUUCAUCUUCACCGGCACACCUAUAGGCUGUAGCGCCGCAGUUGUGGCUUUUGAAACCUGAUUGAUUUAAUAUCCAAAAGUUGUGUUCUCCGUCACGUGUCGUUCUCCAUUUCUAUUAUUCAGUCAAUUGUUUCUUACCCAACUCGUUGUUCAUCGCUAUGCUUCUUCAACUCUGGCCAUCAGGUUGUUUUUGUUUAGAUUGUUUUAACUUCUCGUUUCAUCAUAGCCUUGUGAUCGUUGUUAGGUCAUGUUAAUUGUCUUGCGAAACUACUUAUAGCGGGGUUCACAAAUAAAAUUUUCAGUUUAUGCCCG
Messenger RNA from Puccinia graminis f. sp. tritici CRL 75-36-700-3, 2319 nucleotides. RefSeq lists its product as uncharacterized. NCBI's taxonomy places the organism in Eukaryota, Fungi, Basidiomycota, Pucciniomycetes, Pucciniales, Pucciniaceae. Gene Ontology annotation, biological process: regulation of DNA-templated transcription. The record is from RefSeq and is a predicted model, not a curated record. Bases 754 to 1878 code for a protein of 374 amino acids. Gene Ontology annotation, molecular function: DNA-binding transcription factor activity. The transcript has 6 exons.